CUAGUGCUGGUAAAGGGGAGGGGGUGAUCCGCAACACACAACAGGAGAUAAGCUUGAUUUGUUCAUACUUCAACCACUGGGGCUCUUCUGCAUCUUUUCGCCGUACACAAACGCGAUGAAAUUAAGCGAAAACACGGCAUGAUCUCGACGGAAGCCAGCGGCACCGACACAUCUGCGUCCUUUUAAUAACCGGACGCGCUUUCCCCUCUCCGGUUUACCGACUUUUUAGUGUUCGGGAUGGGUAAGGAGGUGAACGGCGUCUCUCGGAGUCGCUUUGAGAUGUUCUCCAAUAAUGAUGAGGCGGUUAUUAACAAGAAGCUGCCCAAGGAACUGCUGUUACGAAUUUUCUCAUUUCUGGAUGUAGUCACGCUUUGCCGCUGUGCGCAAGUCUCACGAUCAUGGAACGUAUUAGCUCUGGAUGGCAGUAACUGGCAGCGCAUUGACCUCUUUGACUUCCAGAGAGACAUUGAGGGCCGCGUGGUGGAGAACAUCUCGAAACGCUGUGGAGGUUUCUUAAGGAAGUUGAGUCUCAGAGGAUGCCUUGGAGUUGGAGAUAGUGCACUCAGAACGUUUGCCCAGAACUGCAGAAAUAUUGAGCUGCUCAGCCUCAAUGGCUGCACCAAGAUUACUGACAGUACCUGUAACAGCUUGAGUAAAUUUUGUCCCAAACUGAAGCAUUUGGAUCUCGCCUCCUGCACCUCAAUCACCAACCUGUCCCUCAAAGCUCUGAGCGAGGGCUGUCCUUUGCUGGAGCAGUUGAACAUCUCGUGGUGCGAUCAGGUGACCAAAGACGGCAUUCAAGCACUCGUGAGGUGUUGUCCAGGACUCAAAGGACUGUUCCUCAAGGGCUGCACACAGUUGGAAGAUGAAGCACUUAAGCAUAUUGGAGGGCAUUGUCCAGAGCUGGUCACGCUCAAUUUGCAGACGUGUUCACAGAUCACAGAUGAAGGCCUCAUCACCAUCUGCCGGGGGUGCCAUAGACUGCAGUCUUUAUGUGUGUCUGGCUGCGCAAAUAUUACAGACGCCAUCCUCAACGCCUUGGGACAAAACUGCCCUCGCCUCAGAAUAUUAGAGGUGGCUCGCUGCUCUCAGCUUACAGAUGUAGGCUUCACCUCACUAGCACGGAAUUGUCACGAACUAGAAAAGAUGGAUUUAGAAGAGUGUGUACAGAUUACAGAUGCUACGCUCAUCCAACUCUCUAUACACUGCCCUCGACUACAAGUUCUGAGUCUGUCUCACUGUGAGCUGAUCACUGAUGAUGGGAUCCGUCAGUUGGGCAGUGGCCCCUGCGCUCACGACCGGCUGGAGGUGAUCGAGCUGGACAACUGUCCGCUCAUCACCGACGCUUCACUGGAGCAUCUGAAGACCUGCCACAGUCUAGACCGCAUCGAGCUGUACGACUGCCAGCAGAUCACCCGCGCUGGCAUCAAACGCCUGAGGACUCACCUGCCCAACAUUAAAGUCCACGCCUACUUUGCACCAGUGACUCCGCCUCCUUCAGUGGGCGGGAGCCGGCAGAGAUUCUGUCGCUGCUGUGUCCUUCUAUGAUGAAGACGAAACAGACAGAAACCCCACAUGCAGACAUGAGCUUUAAGACACACUACAGUCCAUUCGACGGCUUUAUACCAGACCAACUGGGGGAAUGUGCUACUCUGUUCAUUGACAAACUCUUCAGAGGAGAGGCCUUUAUGACGAACACACGGCCGCUGCUCAGAAACACCUCAUCCUCAUUGUUUUAUUGGAACGGACCACUUGAUUGGAGAUAAGAAAUGCGAGACCAUCAGACGGUAAACCAGCUCACCUUUAUCACCACUAAACACACUUUUACCGGUGUGUUUCUUUUUCCACCUGUGAACCCCUAAGGAUUUGCUUCUUACACAUUCACACGCAAACAAACACACACACACUCACUCUUUCUCUCUGUUUGUGUCACUCUUGUGGCUUUGUUGAGCAGGGACUGGAUAUUCUUCAAGCAUGAUUCUCUUCUGUUUUUUUUUAUUUUUUAUUGGAAAUCUCCUCAGAAGGGGUCUGGGUUACAGACAACAUGCAGAAGUAAGGCAAAUAGAGUGUCGUACUGAAUAAUCACAAUGUUUACUGGUGUGUUUGUGUGUGUGUGUGUGUGUGUGUGUGUGAGAGAGAGAGAGAGAAUGUCUGUUAUUCAAUUCUGAUGGAGAAAGAGAAGAUCACCAGGCUUCAUUCAUGAAACAAGCACUAUUAAUUUCUCAGAUAAAUAAUCAAUAAAAGUCAUUCUUGCUUUUAUUACUA
This is a messenger RNA of Danio aesculapii, 2265 nucleotides long. It is a transcript of the gene fbxl20, whose product is annotated as F-box and leucine-rich repeat protein 20. The transcript is spliced from 15 exons. Gene Ontology annotation, biological process: SCF-dependent proteasomal ubiquitin-dependent protein catabolic process. The record is from RefSeq and is a predicted model, not a curated record. Gene Ontology annotation, molecular function: protein binding. The coding region runs from base 238 to 1548 and encodes 436 amino acids. Gene Ontology annotation, cellular component: SCF ubiquitin ligase complex. Lineage: Eukaryota; Metazoa; Chordata; Actinopteri; Cypriniformes; Danionidae.